AAAAUCACAAAUUUCGAAAUUUCUCACGUUUUACUCUUUUCAAUACAAGCCCAACCUUCUCCACCUCAACGACCCUUCUCCACCUCAACGACAGCCAUCGUCUUCUCCUCCCAAAUCCCUCUCUUCCAGAGCGGAGAUCGAAUCUAUUGUUCGCAGGAUUUUCUGUUAGGGUUCAUUGGGGACGACGGUCAAUCGAAGAAAUUGAUCUGAGCGAUGGAUUCGAGCAGGCGAGCAGUGGAGUCGUAUUGGAGGUCCCGGAUGAUCGACGGCGCGACUUCAGACGAAGACAAGGUCACUCCGGUUUACAAGCUGGAAGAGAUCUGCGAGCUUCUCCGGUCGUCUCAUGCUGGCAUAGUAAAGGAAGUUUCCGAGUUCAUCCUCAAACGUCUUCAACACAAAUCCCCUAUUGUCAAACAAAAGGCUUUACGGGUAAUAAAGUAUGCAAUAGGCAAGUCAGGUACGGAAUUCAGAAGAGAGAUGCAAAGGAAUUCCGUGUCUAUACGCCAGUUAAUUCACUAUAAGGGCCAGCCGGAUCCUCUAAAGGGGGAUGCACUAAACAAGGGAGUGCGUGAAACAGCCCAGGAAGCAUUAUCAGCUUUAUUUUCUUCUUCAGAUGACCUUAAACCUGCUUCCAGAGAGAAUCUAGGUGGUCGAAUCCAAGGCUUUGGUAAUAAUAACAUUGAAAUGCCAUCAGAAGAUAAUAAGUCAUUUAUCAGUGAGAUUGUUGGCAUUGGCAGUGCUACGAUAAAGCAUGGACUAAGUAGUUUAACACAAUCUCAAUCCCUGAAAAAGAAUGAAACUGGAAGUUAUAGAGGUCCAAAUCUUCAGCGAUCAUUGACAAGGGAAACAGAUCAUUCAGAUCGAUAUGAAGGGAUAAAUUCUUAUAAUGAAUCUCAGAACAGUUCUGGGUUUCCAAGAAAUGCUGGUUCUCAAAGUUGGGGUCAGGAUCUCAAGUCAUCUCAUACAGAAACAACCAGCGAGAAUUUGGGAGUGAGGUCCAGUGAGAAGACCCGUGAGGAGAGGCUAUUGGAGACAAUUGCAACAUCCGGCGGUGUUCGCUUGCAGCCGACUAGGGAUGCCCUGCAGGUAUUCAUGGCAGAGGCUUCGAAGUUGGAUCCUUUGGCUUUAACUAAUGCCAUUGAAUCAAAGCUCCAGUCUCCAUCGUGGCAGGUCCGUGUAAAAGCCAUUUGUGUCCUCGAGGCAAUCUUGAGAAAAAAAGAUGAUGAACAUUUUGGUAUUAUAACAUCUUAUUUCAGUGAGAAUAAUGAUCUGGUGGUAAAAUGUUCUGAAUCCCCCCAAGCAUCUUUGAGAGAAAAGGCAAACAAGGUGUUGAGUCUUCUCAAUGUUGGACAGGCUACUAUACAAACUCUCCAUUCUGUGGCUCAUUCUGACAAACUAUCAAAAGAAGAGACUGUUCAGAUGCCUGAUUUAAUAGACACUGGUGACAGUGAUAAUCCAUUUAGAACGGACAAUUUAGUACAAAUGCAGAAUAACGAAAAUGUAUCGAGUACAUCAACCUCUACUACUGCCCCUCUGAUUGAUGAUCUAUUUGGACUUGGUACCGAUGUGAACACAAGUGUACAUAAAAAUGAUGAUGAUCCUUUUGCAGAUGUUUCAUUUCAUAGCAGUGCUGUGAAAGAGCAUGAAUCAGAUAUCUUCUCUGGGAUGACACUUGAUGGAUCAGGAUCUGCUGAGAGUCAUCUAGCACAUUCUGGAAGUGGUCCUGAACCAUAUGAUAUUUUUGGUUCCAUGUCUGAAAUUUCCAAAGAGGAAAAUAUUCCUAAAAGCGAUAUUUAUGACUUAAUGCCUGGUUUGUCCUUAAAGGGAAAUGAGUCUUCUGUAAGACCAAAUGGUAGCUCAGGAGGAACAACCUUUGAUAAUAUCUUACUGAAAUCCAACCCUGAUCCUGGCCACAAGGUUUCCAAUGAUGUCUUCAACAGCAGUUCACCUUCUCAGGUUUCUAGUUCAAGUGCUAUUCCCUCAUUUCAUUUGGGUGCAAUGCCAUAUAAUAUGCCAUCUGGCUUUAUGUUGAAUCCAUCAUUAGCUUCUCAAACUGGCACCAUAAGCAAUCUUUUUGCCCAGCAACAAUUCCUUGCAGCCAUGUCCACUUUCCAGCAAAUGGGAAGCCUGCCGCAAGCUACUGGUGCUAAUCCCGAUUCUCUUUCUUAUGGAGGUUUCACUUCCUCUGCACUUCCUGAUAUUUUCAAUGCCAACAUUCCCACUAAAACUACAACAUCUUUGAUGAACAAUCAAAAGAAAGAGGAUACUAGAGCGUUUGAUUUUAUCUCAGAUCAUCUGGCUGCUGCCCGUGACCCAAAAAGAGUGAUUUGAGGCUCUGAGCUCUUGCACUUGUGUGGGCGCUUUUAUGUCAUGGCAGUUCUCUACAGUUUUAGCCAGGAUUUCAGACCAUGACGAAAAGGGCAAUCUGGCUAUUAGGCAAGGUAUCUUUGUCUGGAAUUUAAUUCUUUUUUUUAAGUUGUAAUAAUGCUUCUUUUAGCUAUUUUAUUAGGAUUUAGCGUUGUGUUGGGAACAAUUUAUAUUGUUUUAUUUUUUUCUUUUUCUUAUUUCUUUGGCAUCACAGAAGUGUAAUAAUGAUCAUAAUACUAUUAGUAGUACAAGAACAAAAAAGACAGCGAAUUCUUCUUCUGUGAUGCUUGUUGUAAUCGAAGAUGAGAACAAGAGGGUGAAGUUUGUGAAUACUCCAUAUAUAAUUUCUUUUAGAUUUGUAAUUGUGCAGUGGAUUCAAAUG
Cuscuta campestris is the source of this 2749-nucleotide messenger RNA. The record is from the annotation of a GenBank genome assembly. Lineage: Eukaryota; Viridiplantae; Streptophyta; Magnoliopsida; Solanales; Convolvulaceae.